Plasmodium vivax (malaria parasite P. vivax) is the source of this 1524-nucleotide messenger RNA. RefSeq lists its product as hypothetical. NCBI's taxonomy places the organism in Eukaryota, Apicomplexa, Aconoidasida, Haemosporida, Plasmodiidae. The record is from RefSeq and is a predicted model, not a curated record. The transcript has a single exon. Bases 1 to 1524 code for a protein of 507 amino acids.
AUGAAUAAAUCAAUCAGCUCGAAGGGCAGUUCUUCCACUGCUAAGGCGGUUAAGAAAAAAUUGUCCAGAGAUACAAUCGACACGGAAGGGGGAAUUACCCUUGAGAAGCAGGAAACCGUUGUCAGUAGUACAGAUGGCAACAUUCUGGAGAGGGACACAUCCCGUGAUGCUGGCUACGGCAAUUCAGUUAAGUUCCUUUUGGAAGAUGGGCAAACCUACGGGACCACCUCAAGCCUAGAUAACGCAACGGGAUCGAAGAAUUACGCGUACUCUUGCGACAACUCUUUUGCGAAUGUUUCAUCUGGGGAUAACUUUUCCUACGCUGCUGGUAGAAGCGCGAAUGGUCAGCACAGCCCCUUUCAUGCAAAGUUGUACAGCCAGAGUAAUUGCGGUGGUGGAAGGGGGAGCUAUGGUGGAGGCGGAAGCGGGAGCUAUGGCGGAAGUCGAAGCUAUGGUGGAAGCGGCAACUUUGGUGGCAGCGGCAACUAUGGCGGCAGCGGCAACAGUAGGAUCGCCUACAAUGCAGGGAACAGCACCGUAAAUUUGGAAAAUUACGACUACCUAGAUGUGGAUACGGCCCAGCACAACCAUCAGAAUGAGAACAAUUUCCCACCGCAGGAUAGCUACUCUGGGACGAACAGGCAGUUAUACUCUGCAUCUAGCACCUUAUCUCCUAUAGACUUAAGACAUGCUAACAGGAGUCAAAAUAUUUCAUACCCAGAUCAGUACACCUAUAGCAGCUAUUCGAGCAGAAGUCCUCAUCUGUGUGGAAGAUCAUCUUAUUUCCCCUUGGAGGGCAAGAGAGGAGCCCAUUCUUUGUGCAGUUCCCCAACAUAUUCAGGCUACGAAAAUGAGUAUUAUGCCUACCCCCAUGGAGCUCAUUUUAGAGAACUCCCCCCCCAUCUGUACUACUUGGCGAAGGAGCAAGAAGAAGAGAGCUGUUGUUUAAAAAGAGGAAUCAACUGUUCACCACAUAGCUGCAAAAACUUACAUAUGGAUAACCCAUAUGAGUACAUAAUUCAGGCGCCAAAAAUGCCAAUCACCAUUAAAGCGCCAAGUAGAAAAAGAUUCGAUGUGUUUAAAAAGCUAACCCUAACUGUGGGGACCUACUUGGACGACGUCGUAAAUGUAGUGAUAGGCAUGGUGGAGUCCUCCUACAAAUGCAUAGCGAGGAACAAUAAGACCAACCUGUAUGAUUUGCACCCAUUUUAUAACCCAGAUCCCUUUUACUCGAGAAAUGAAAGGCCAACCUUAAAAACGGGAAGCACUCUACUGGACAAAAUCAAUUCUGCGUUGGACGGUACGACGCUUGAAAAGCACACAACCCUGCCGAGGGACUUUGGGAGAGUUGCCAUUCCGAAGACGCAGAAGACUGGCAGCAAGUUCGUCGACGGGAUGAAUAGCAUGCUGGACAAUUUGCUGAACGAGCCUCUGUCUUACCAGAAGUAUGACUACUUCAGCGAUCGGUGUGAGAACGGCCAGGGGGGGCGCAGCACUGGAGGGGGAGCGGCGAAAGGGGGGUAG